Molecule: messenger RNA, 1020 nt
Organism: Capsicum annuum
Lineage: Eukaryota; Viridiplantae; Streptophyta; Magnoliopsida; Solanales; Solanaceae
Product: ankyrin repeat domain-containing protein 6
Exons: 2
Coding region: 76-834 (252 amino acids)
Biological process (GO): positive regulation of transcription by RNA polymerase II
Cellular component (GO): nucleus
Molecular function (GO): transcription cis-regulatory region binding; protein binding
Source: RefSeq, a predicted model, not a curated record
ACUCAUAAAUACAUAUGAAUAACUAAAAAAUACAUAUUCUUUUGUUGCUUCAAUUCACUUCAAUUUUCAGGUGCAAUGGGUAAACCAAAGAGAGAAGAAUCAAGUGAGAAGAAGGAAGAACUACACGUAGCAGCUCGAAAUGGAGAUCUAAACGCAGUACAAACACUAUGUACUACUAAUCCCUUAUCAGUCAAUUCUAGGGAUAAACACUCUCGUACACCGCUCCAUCUAGCGGCGUGGUCUGGGCAUGCCCAGAUAGUGGAUUAUCUCGUCAAAAACAAAGCUGAUGUUGGCGCUGCUGCUAUGGACGACAUGGGUGCAAUUCACUUUGCUGCUCAAAAAGGACACUUGGAAGUUGUUAGGCUUCUUGUUAGUUCUGGAGUAUCCGUCAAAUCAUGCAAUCGCAAAGGUAUGACUGCCCUUCAUUAUGCUGCCCAAGGAUCUCACCUGGAACUCGUAAAGUAUUUGCUGAAGAAAGGUGCAAAUCCCAACGCUAAAAACAAGGCAGGGAAAACCUCCAUUGAUCUCGCGAGCGAUGAAGAAGUCAGCUCCAUUUUAGGUCAACCUGGAACUGCAUCCUCCAAAGAAGGUGCAAACAAGGCUAAAUCCGAAUCAGAAUCAAAAUCAUUUUCGAAGGCGAAGAUAGAGAGGUCUGACGACAAAGGUGCUGCAACUGAGGAAGGAGAAAUAGACGCCAAGAAAGAUGAAUCGCUCAAGAGAAAAGCCAACGAAGAUGAAACGAACGACAAGUCAACAGAAACAAAGAAGGCGAAAGUUGCGUUGAAUCAUCUUCUAGCUGCAGAUGACAACCAGGAAGAUGAAGAAAAUCUUUGAGCACUGGAAGAAUAGGCUCCUUAGUUACUACAAUUGUCACUGACUUGUAAACUAACUAAUCUACUAGCUUUACAAAGAGCAUCUUAUAGAUAUAUGUGUUGUUUUCCUUUAAAAGAAGUGGAACCAUUAUGUUAUUGUGUAACUUGAGUUGGUGAAUGGAAACUGUGCCUAAGACUUUAUCAUUGA